UUUUAGAGAACAUCCAGAGUUGGUUAGCUGCUUAGAGUCGACUACGGAAAUCACACCUUUUUUUAAAAAAAACUACUUUUUGUUACUUGUGUCUUCAUAUUUGCAUUCUGACGGCCUCCCCCGCAGGAUCCAACCACAUAUAGCAUGGCUACCUCACCAAUCGCCCAGUUCCCCGGAUUCAGUGGUACCCUUCUCGAUUCCGACCAAUUGCGCGCCCACCCAUGUCUUAAGUCCCUUCAAAUCAUGGUCAAUGAUGCUUUUCGCGAAGGUAAUCAUGACCGUUUCCCCACCUUGGACGCAGUAUCUGCAACUCUGGGUACACACGGCCGGUGCAUCGUCAUAUUUCGAGAUACCGACGUCGACAAGAUCAAUCCCGUAGCGACAGCCAUGAUCAAGUAUUACAACCCGGCUGUGGGGGUAGAUCCAAUUGGGGUAAUACACGCCAAUGGAAGAAUCGAGUCAGAACAUGGAUAUGACUCAGAGCCUGCUGACCUUCUAUCUAUUACUCAGUGGGAACCGGCCGCAGUGGCCAUUCUACAGGGUGAUCCGUCAUUGAGAAAGCUCGGUUUGGCAGUAUAUUGCGUCGAUCAGUUGGAAAUAGAUCUCAUGAAGCGCCUGGAAGAAGCCCGCAAGAACCAGUCCGCAGUGUCGGGGGCACAGAGUAGAAGUCAUACCUCGGCAUCUUCCGCCAAAGUCCAGAAGUUAACGCUCUGGAUCAGAGCAAAGCAACAUCUGGCGCCAUAUUGGGAGAGGCGGGGCUAUAAACUUGUUCAUACCAAAAUGUAUCCAAAGGGCAUCUGGGGUUCGCAGGCUGAACUGAAGAUUGUUACACUGAAGAGAGAUAUGCUUAGCAGUAUUGAAUAG
This is a messenger RNA of Coccidioides immitis RS, 864 nucleotides long. RefSeq lists its product as uncharacterized. The transcript has 2 exons. The record is from RefSeq and is a predicted model, not a curated record. Bases 145 to 864 code for a protein of 239 amino acids. Lineage: Eukaryota; Fungi; Ascomycota; Eurotiomycetes; Onygenales; Onygenaceae.